CACUUCCCCACAAGCACCCUUGCUUCCCCCGCACUUUGGCUGGGAAACCCCCCUCUGUGGCUUAACCGGAGCUUUAAAACCCCGCCACGGGAAGCUCGCUGCUGAGGAGAUGAGAAGACGUAUUGUUUUGCCUCUUCUCUUUUUUUCCAAUUGCGGUCCAAGUCUGGCUGAACAUUGGAGACCGUUGUCGUUUGAAUCGCAUCACUGCUUGAACUUGACGGGAGCCCCCAGAAACAACCCUGUCACGUUGAAACAUAGUAGCAAUAGAUUAGCAAAGUCAGAAGCAUUCGGUAAGCUUCCAUCUGGCUGUUCAGUGCCCGUCUGGCGUCAAUUGCGGUUUGUAUGUUGAUAACUGACCACUUGCAAUCGGUACCAUCAGAACAGCACCAUGGCGAGCUCAACAACCGCCAAACGCGACUCCAUGGACGCGACAGCAAGCAGUCUCGAGGCGAAAAUGAAAGCCGCUUCCCUCUCGCAGCAGGAAAGCACUCCGGCGCCAAAGCGGCCUCUGGGCCUCACUGACCUCCCCGCGUCAGUCCGCAACAACAUCUACAGACACUGUCUCGACACGGAAGCCGUCAACCUCGGCGAGCCAAACGUCUCCUACACGCACAAAAUCCACGACGGCAUCCUCACUUUCUCCGCGUCCCGCAAGCCGUUCCCCGUCGCCACGAGCCUGUUCUACGUCAGCAAGGCAGUGGGCCGCGAGGCGCUGGCGUACUUUUACGAGAAAAACCUCUGGGUACGGCUGGAUGUGUACACGGCGGAUGCGCGGCACGCAAAGACGCUGCUGGAAGACUCCGGGCUGCUCUUCUCGACGGCCACGCCUGCGGCGGUGGAAAAGAGCACGCAGCACGCGCUUGAAGUCGUGCUGGUGGAAAAGAACUCGGCGCAGAAACGCGCGGCUGUCAUGUUUCCCGCACAGUACCUCCCGCGACUCAUCAACUUCCUCGACCAGGCGAGCCGCGCGACGGCUACCUGGGCGCCCAUGCACACGCUGUUCCUGACGCUCGUGAAUACGUAUUCGUUCCCUAUCUCGCGGCUGCAAGGCGAUCUGCUCGAGCUGUUCCGCGUGCUGAGUAACCUCGGCGGCGUGACUAUCGACACCAGGCAUCUGCUGCCGCGGUAUGCAGAGGGCCUGCAGCGCAUGAUGACGGAGCCCAGAUUCUCUGCUGACAGCUACCUGGCUGUGGCCAGCGAGCUGGGCGAUUUGGCCGACGAGGCGCGGGAAAAAGAGCAGUAUGCACUGUCCAAUGAGUACGCAAACGCCGUCAUCAUCGCACUCACAUACGGCUACCUGACCCAUGCCGAGACGCUGCAUUCGCAGGACGGCGACGCCUUUGCCCGCGCCAUCCAGCGGCUCCGCUGGAGAACAGAGCUCGGCCUGGGUAUCUCGCUGUCGAUUCCGCUGCGCAGCCUGACAGCCAACAAGCAGUGGAUGCGUGGUGCGGCGCCCCCAACAAAGGAAAUCAGAGAAGCAGCGCGCGACCUGCUUCUAGCCGAGGCCUCGGUGUCAAAAGCCCUGAGUCUCGUCACGGAUUCGCCGUCGCCCACAUCCAAUCCGUGGUUCCACUCGCUGCCCGUCGAGCUGAUUCCCAGCAACAAGCCGACGUUUUUCAGCGAGCGCGAAAAGGCGCAAACAUGGUAUGCGCUGGGCACCGUGCACAUGGCGCUGGGCGAAAACAUAUUUGCGUGCGGCGAUUUCGAGCGUGCGCUCGAGCUGUGGGGGAAAGAGAGCGGCGUCGAUGAGGAGGGCGGGCUGAGAGGGAAGAUCGAAGAGGCGUUUGAAAGGGCGCGGCAGGGCAUUGAUGGCGAUGCGGAGAAGAUGUGGGUCGGCGAUGUGAGACCCGGGACGGGGCUGAAGAAAGCGGCGCGCUUGGCUAGAGGGCUGUAGAAAAUAUGUCGCUGGAUAUAUCUAUGCCUGGGUGCAGCAUGGUAAUGGGUAGUAGUAGUAGUAGUAGUAGUCCGG
This is a messenger RNA of Exserohilum turcica Et28A, 1969 nucleotides long. RefSeq lists its product as uncharacterized. The transcript has a single exon. Lineage: Eukaryota; Fungi; Ascomycota; Dothideomycetes; Pleosporales; Pleosporaceae. The record is from RefSeq and is a predicted model, not a curated record. The coding region runs from base 389 to 1894 and encodes 501 amino acids. Gene Ontology annotation, molecular function: protein binding.